UCGUUCUUGUGGUUGGUGUGCCGUUCAGCGCUCCGAUUUACGCGCUUCGAGGUACUUCGCGGGUGCGCGCAUGCAGGUAGCUGCUGAGUACAGGGUGGUUUGUGAGACAGUUCUUCUGCAGGAGGUUUGUCUUUUCUUCGUUGGCGGACAGUGAAACAGCGAGACAACGGUGGAGCUGUAAUGGCCUCCUGAAGCCAGCUAAACAAGUGGCUCAACAUCCUCAGAUCACAGACAGUCUUAUAGACCCUCUCCUCAGUUCUACUCAGUAUUUUAUCAUGGAGGCCAGGGGAAAGUAUGACUUCAAUGGCACAGCAGAAGAUGAGCUCAGCUUCCGAAAAGGAGACAUUUUGAAGAUCCUGGGAUCUCAAGAUGACUGGUUCAAGGCAGAGCUACAUGGUCAUGAGGGCUUUGUACCAAAAAACUAUGUUGACAGACAAACGCCAAGCUGGUUCAAAGAGAGCGCCAGUCGUGGCUCGGCUGAGGAGAUGCUAAUAUCCCGAGAGGUGGGUGCUUUCCUGAUCCGUGGCAGUCAAAGUUCCCCUGGAGACUUCUCCAUCUCAGUCAGACAUGAGUAUGAUGUACAGCAUUUUAAAGUUAUGAAGGAUAAAUCGGGCCAGUACUACCUGUGGACGGAGAGGUUUACCUCUCUAAACAAGCUCGUGGAUUUCUACAAGACUACCUCCAUAUCCAAGCAGAGGGAGAUCUUCCUUAGGGAUGGAAGUGGAGAUGAGCCAAGAGCACCUCCGCCUUUAAAGAGUCAACCAGAAGUUCGGCCUCCCCCCGGUGGUGGUUAUGGUGGUCCACAAACCUCAUCACAAUACCGCAACACAACGGAUCAAACUCACAACCAGAAGAGUAAGAGAGGAAGUGUUGAGGAGAAAGCUAACACUGUGGGUCACCAAGGGAGGAACAGUCCAGCCCCUCGGCGAACCUCUGAAACUUUGCCUGCUCCGAGGUCAACCAUACAGGUGAGAGCAAUAUAUGACUUCACUGCAGAGGAGGAUGACGAGUUGGGCUUCAAUGCUGGCGACGUCAUUGAAGUGGUGGACCGUUCUGAUCCAUCAUGGUGGAAAGGUCGAUUGCGCGGCAGGACUGGUCUUUUCCCUGCCAAUUACACAGAUCAGAUCUGACAUCUUCCGACUGCCUGGAGGUGUGGAAUCACCGUACUAAAUCCAUCGUACUCUCACCAAAUGCCUGCCUAUAAUGUACGGACUGGUUGAUUAUUUUCAAAUUACUUUUAUAAAGCUGGCUGCAGAACAGUUGAAGAGAAGUGAGAAAAUGACAUUACUCAUGACAGUCUUUUUGCUUCUCUAUUUUUUUUAUACAUAAUGUUUUUUUUUAUUUCACAAAUAAGGUACGAAGAAAGGACUAUACCAUUUCCCUUGUGUCAAAUUCUCCUAAUGACUAGACCCUUGUGAAUUACUGAAUUAUACAAUACAUAUACUAUAGCCCAUACAAUGACCAUUUUAUCGUUUUCAUGUCCAGUCCAUGUUUAUAUUUCAAGACUUUCAGUAGGACACACUAACACAGGAGAAGGUGUUACAGUACCAAGCAAAGCUUUUAUGUUACUGUACCAAUUUUUGUACUAAAAAUCUUAAUGUCGUUUGUCAGAAUAGGCCUGUGGCACAAGCAGAAUAGGUAUGAUUAUUAUUGUUUUACUAUGCAGGAUAGAAAACAUGAAUGGCAAAUAUGAUGAUAACAGCGGUAGUAUAAAGUAUUUGAAUAAACAUUACCUUACUGCUUUCA
This is a messenger RNA of Megalobrama amblycephala (Wuchang bream), 1746 nucleotides long. RefSeq names its product GRB2 related adaptor protein 2a (gene grap2a). Lineage: Eukaryota; Metazoa; Chordata; Actinopteri; Cypriniformes; Xenocyprididae. Bases 276 to 1130 code for a protein of 284 amino acids. Gene Ontology annotation, molecular function: protein binding. The transcript has 9 exons. The record is from RefSeq and is a predicted model, not a curated record.